AUGGAGGACUACUCAGAUUUGGCAAUCUCAUCGGAAACCACCUCAGCUAUCCCUGAUGGAGAUGGAGUGAAUACAGACACAUUUGAAUAUACGGAUGAAGAUGUCAAUAGGUUUCUUGUUGCAGCGGACCUGAGUGAGUUGAGGGGUGAAACCCCAAUUAAUGUAUAUCACAAACUACUCAAUUUAAGAAAGAGGCUUACUGAUUUUCACUUACAUGCUGUUUAUCUCUCUAAUUAUCAUAGAAAUAGACAAAUUCCCAGGGGUUUUAGGUUUGCACGAGGAUAUGAUAGAGAGAUGGUUAUAGACAUAAAGGCAGAAGCUAUUAAACGAUUUGAGGGCAACACGAUCAAGCCAAGAGCAAUAAACAACUCAGAGGAGAAGAUCAACUUUAUAACCACAUUUGAUCCAAUGCACCAAAAAGAUGCUGGAGCAAUCUCUAAACACUGGGAUCUGGUGCACUCAGACAAAUCUUUACCAUUUGUGAAACAACAACAUCCAAGAAUGAAUAUGUCUAUUACACUCCAACCGAUGGUUCCACAGGACGUUAAAUCAAGAGAAAACCAAUCAACAGUAACAAAGGUCAUCCUUUUGGGGUUUCCAAAUCUUCAGAGUUCCAGGAUUAUAAUUGUCUUUGCUUUCCUUAUAAUUUAUAUUGCUACUUUAGUUGGAAACAUUUUGAUUAUUGCAUUGGUUUCAACCAGCAAUAAUCUACGUUCUCCCAUGUACUUCUUCCUAUGUCAAUUGUCUAUAUCUGACAUCUUGGAAACAACAACCAUUAUGCCUAAUUGCAUGAGUGUUGUAUUAAAAGAAGGCACCACCAUGUCUAUUGUUGAAUGUAUUACUCAAUUUUGUAUGUUUGGUUCCUGUUCAGUUACAGAAUGUUUUAUUCUUACAGUGAUGUCUUAUGACAGAUAUGUAGCUAUCUGUAAGCCAUUACACUACAAUAAUGUGAUGAACUUUACAUUUUGCAUUCAUCUAAUUAUCUGCUCUUGGCUCACGGGCUUCAUGGUAACAUUACUUAUCACCAUCAUGCUAUAUAGGUUAAAUUUCUGUGGUCCAAAUAUCAUUGACCACUUUUUUUGUGAUUUCAAACCUAUUGUACAGCUAUCUUGCUCUGACACAACCAUUGUGGAAAUGAUCGUAUUUUUAGUAGCCACUCCUGAAACAUUUAUUCAAACAAUGUUCAUUGUUGGGACUUAUAUUUAUAUAUUUAUCACUAUAGUUCACAUCUCUUCUAAGGUGGAGAGACGGAAAACCUUCUCCACCUGUAGCUCUCAUCUUACUGUUGUUUGCACAUAUUAUGGGACUUUGAUUUCCAUCUACGUUGCACCAACCCAAGGGCAGACUUUUAACAUAAAUAAGGUCCUAUCCCUUCUUUACACUGUAGUGACGCCUUUAUUGAACCCUAUAAUAUACAGCUUGAGGAAUAAGGAAAUUAAAACAGCCAUAAUAACAUUUUAUAAGAAAUAUAUGAAUAUAAUUUAA
This is a messenger RNA of Bombina bombina (fire-bellied toad), 1485 nucleotides long. RefSeq names its product olfactory receptor 1002-like. Bases 1 to 1485 code for a protein of 494 amino acids. The record is from RefSeq and is a predicted model, not a curated record. Gene Ontology annotation, biological process: G protein-coupled receptor signaling pathway. Gene Ontology annotation, molecular function: G protein-coupled receptor activity; olfactory receptor activity. Gene Ontology annotation, cellular component: membrane. Lineage: Eukaryota; Metazoa; Chordata; Amphibia; Anura; Bombinatoridae. The transcript is spliced from 2 exons.